Messenger RNA from Parasteatoda tepidariorum (common house spider), 2922 nucleotides. RefSeq names its product G patch domain-containing protein 1. Gene Ontology annotation, biological process: mRNA processing. Gene Ontology annotation, molecular function: RNA binding. Lineage: Eukaryota; Metazoa; Arthropoda; Arachnida; Araneae; Theridiidae. Gene Ontology annotation, cellular component: nucleus. The record is from RefSeq and is a predicted model, not a curated record.
AUAAUAAUCCGCCAUUUUUAACUAGAAUGAUUCAAGCAAGAAAGGGAAAUUCCCGUCAUUCAUUAAGGUGGGUAGGUGGAGGAGAAAAAUUCAUUUCCUCCUUAUUUGUGAAAGAAAAUAAGUGUAAAGAGGAGAUCAUUUAAGUUGAGGGUGGGGAAGUAACAAAUUAUUGUUUUCUCUCCAAUCAUUGGCUAUCAAUCAAGCAUAAAGGCGGGGCACGCUGAUCGGGUUCUCUUUAUUUUUUCUUCUAUGACUGAAAGAAUCUGCUAAAGAGAGAAUGUUACCCCCUUUUUCCCCCCGCCUCCUAAAUAUUACAUGGUAUGGGGAAGAACGAAUGUUUUGUUUCUCAAGGACGUAUAUCCUUUUAGACCUAUUCAAAUUUUCCAUUUUGACUCCCCCUCCACCUUAACGCUUACCCCGUUUACCCUUUUCCACAGUAUUUCUUCUUACAAUAAAAAGGUUCCAGGAAAUGCCUCUUUUACUAGCCACCUGCAUGGGAAAGGAGGGGGGAGGGGAUUCAGUUGUGGUCUUUUGAAAACAAAUCUCCCUCUUUUUCCUACAUUCCAAGGGAGGAGCGUCACUAACGGUCACUCAAUGGUCUUGGUAGAUCUUCACUUCUCCUUUCUGGUGAUUUAUGGGUUCGAUGCAAAAAAGAGAAAAUGUGUCAAAAGACUUAUUUUUUUUUCUUUUUUUUAUGGAAAGGGGAUGAUGGAGAGAUGUUUGAUUAUUUUGAUUGUUAAAAAGUGUCCGGGAAAUCGACCCUUCCGGGAAAGGGACGUCCGGAUAUGGGACGUUACACUGGAUUCCAUAGGAAUUGAAAUUUUAAAAAGACUUGGUUGGCGCCCUGGUCAAGGUAUUGGUCCUCGCAGGAAAAAACAAGGAGCUAAUGCUAAAGUAUAUGGUUGUUCUCUUCCUGAGUCUGAGUCUUUAUCACCUGAUGAUGAUCCAUUUAUGUUAUCUUACACUUUUGCUCCUGAAGACACCAAUGAAGUAGUUUAUAAGCCAAAGGAUGAUUGUUUUGGCUUGGGUUACAUUGGAUUAUCUAAACAAUCUGUUUUAAGUGCAAGAUUUGAUAAAGACAAUCCUACAGCUACAAAAUCAUUUCUCAAAAAAGACAAGAGAAAAAUAGCAAUAACUGGUCAAGCUUUUGGAGUUGGAGCAUUUGAAGAUGAUGAUGAAGAUGUUUAUAGUAAAGAUGAUAUGUCGCAAUAUGAUUUUUCUGACUUCGACCCUGAAUCUGAUCAAACAUCAUCAAAAUCAGGAAAGCAUACAUUUAAAAAAUACCCUGAUGGUGUUAUAGAAGGAUUUCGGCUAGCUUCACAACCAUGUGUUUUACAGAAGUACUAUCCACCACCUAAAUUACCUCCUGAUUUUAUACCAAAAUUUUCCAAAUUAUUGUCUCAAUCCAAAAGUCAUUCCAAAGACUCUAUACAACAAUAUUAUCGCACUAGCUCUGUAACAGAGCGGGCAUUUUUGCUUGGAGAAAAUAAAUUUCAAUCCAUUCAAUUAAAAACUCCAGCCCAGCCAGUUAAAGAAAAUAAACUAGAAGUAAGUGUACCACCGAAUGAGUUGAGAAUAACAACUUCCAAAAAUACUUUUAAGCCAUUUGUUAAUGAUGUCAUGAAACAAAAGAGAUAUGAAGAGUUUUUAAAAUUGAAAGAUUCUGGAGAACUUGACAAAUUGGUUUCACCAUCUUCAAUGACUGAAUGGGAGAAACAGCAAGAAAUAGAAGAAUUUCACAGAGCUUCUCUUCUCUUCAGGCCUUUGUCUGGCAUGUUAAGCUCUAAGUUUGAGAGUAGAUCCCACCUCAGUGUGGAACAUGAAGUAAUGGAUGCCAUAGAAAAAGCUAAGCACGAGAAAAGUUUAAAAUCUUCUUCGACUGUAAAGAAGCUAGUUGGUUUGAAGAACCGAGUAGUAUCUGAUUGGUAUCCAUCUUCUCUCCUGUGCAAGAGAUUUAAUGUACCUAACCCAUAUCCUAACUCUACUCCAUCUGGAACUGCAACGCCACAACAGUCAAAGUCAAUAUUUGACCACAUUACCACACCAAACAUCACUGUUGAUACAAAUACAUCUGAAGUUUUGUCGUCAACCCCUCAAAAAGAAAUGUCAGUUGAAGAAAGUUCUGAUAUGUUGCUAGAUCCUGUUAAAAAAUCUGGACAACCUCAACAGAACAUUGAUAGCAUUCAUAAAACUGAUGAGAAAGUAAAUAUUGAGACUAGUCAAGAUGAAAUUGUAAAACCCUCCAUGGAUUUUUUCAAAGCUAUAUUUGAAAAUUCAUCCUCGGAUGAUGAGGAUAUUUCUGAAAUGGAUACGAAACAAACUGAAUCAACGGAAAAAGCGGAAACUGACAAAGUCAUUCCAUCAAACACUUUAACUGAAGAUAUUUCAAAGGCAAAUUCUUUGGAAAAUAAAAACCUUCCCAAAAAAAGUGGGUUUGGUGUGUUUGCUAAUUUAGAUUUAGAUGCACUGAAUCAGAGAAAUUUGCCCAAAAAGGAUGAGCUUAUUGUUGAAGAAAAGCCAACAACUAACAGUACAAACAAUGCUUUGAAUAAUGACAAAGAUGUGUCCAAUGAAACAAAAACUAAAGAAGCACAACAAGAUGACAUUUAUGGUCCUGCAUUACCACCUAAUUAUUCUGAACUCUCUGAAGGAAGCAGUUUGAAGUAUCAAAGUAAGAAGCAUAAAUUGAAACAUAAACAUAAGCAUCAUAAAAACAAAAGUAAAAAGAAGAAGAAAAAGAAAAGUUCUCAUAAAAGCACUGAGGAAUACUCUUCAGACGCUGAAGAUGAUAUUAGCCCAGCAAUUAUUCUUGAAAAGUUCAAAAAACUGCAGAAGAAAAUGUGAUAUGCACGAGAAUUGUAUAUUUAUGUACAUUAUGUAAAUAUUUUUGUUUCUAAAUGAAUAUAUUUAUAUUGAUAAUAA